This is a messenger RNA of Nasonia vitripennis (jewel wasp), 1214 nucleotides long. RefSeq lists its product as uncharacterized. The coding region runs from base 127 to 873 and encodes 248 amino acids. The record is from RefSeq and is a predicted model, not a curated record. The transcript has 5 exons. Lineage: Eukaryota; Metazoa; Arthropoda; Insecta; Hymenoptera; Pteromalidae.
CGAUAUCUCAGCUCAGUAGCUCUUCGACGAUCGAUCGGUGUACACAUCGUCCGGUCGAAACCUUCUCCUGUAGGUAUAUAUCGGUUUUUAAUAAGCAGCACACGUCGCGUGAAUUUCCGGACCAAAAUGAAAUCCGUCAUCUGCGUCGUCUUCCUCUUCGCUCUCUCGAUCCGAGCUGACACUUACCUAUCGGCGAUUCCAUGCAGGAACGACGAGGGCUGCAACAUAAUCCUCGCGCAGCCGUCGAGGCCGAUAUGCCUCAAUGGGAUCUGCAUGUGCCCGAAUAUCACGACGAAGAUGUACCAGCACUGCUCCAACAAGGACAUCGUCGUUAGUGCACGGUUUAAUGGCGAGGACCGGAGAUGCUCCAUCGACAUGGACUGCAGGCACAUCAUAGGCGCCAAGUGCUUCAAGUCGGAUAAGGAUAUCGAGAAACUCGGCACCUGCGACUGUCAAAACCACAUGGUGAUGAGCGACAACAACCAACACUGUCUCCAAAUAGCGAACGAAGUGAUGGACAAGUGUAACGAGACGAUACAGUGCACCAUGGGUCUGAAAGGUGCCGAGUGCAAUGAGGGCAUCUGCCGAUGCUGGGCCGACUACCACUAUGCCUACACGAAAAAGCGCUGCAUUCCUAAUAAAGCAUACGGAGAAACGUGUACCCAUGAGGAGGAGAGCUGCUACCAAUUGGCGGCGCCGGCCAACGUCAACGCUUUGGGAUGUUCCGACAAAAAUGUUUGCACGUGCAGGAAGAACUUCCGCUUCGUCGGUGGCCUUUGCCAAGCUUCAGGUUACGUCGCAAGUGCCACACGAACAGUGAUUCAACUUUUGCUAGUCGCAGCGACGGCGAUAUUCGCCAUCUUAAUGUUCUGAUCAAACGAAAAUCGAACAAUUAUCGUUUAUUAGUAGACUUUUAAUGAUAUUUGUGUUGCAAUUGUGCGUCGCGUUUUCGAAGGUUUUAUUCGUUCUGUAUCGGCGAUUGCGUUUACUUUACCUUUGUGCGAGUUUUAUUAUUGUAAGUGUUCAUCAUUUAUUUAUCGUACUUUAAUCGCCAUGGCUCUUGUACUCAAGUAUUAUUUAUUGUUAAGAGUUUCGUGCCAUAUACUUAUUUGUUUUAAAAAGAAAAAAUCGUUCAUCAAACAUGUUAUUGUUAUACAAGUUAAGUUUACCGAAUUGUUUUACCGAAAUAUAUAAGUUCGUUUUUUAAAACUGCA